Argentina anserina (silverweed cinquefoil) is the source of this 1477-nucleotide messenger RNA. RefSeq names its product F-box protein At5g07610-like. NCBI's taxonomy places the organism in Eukaryota, Viridiplantae, Streptophyta, Magnoliopsida, Rosales, Rosaceae. The record is from RefSeq and is a predicted model, not a curated record. Gene Ontology annotation, molecular function: protein binding. The transcript has 2 exons. Bases 241 to 1446 code for a protein of 401 amino acids.
UUGUCAUUUUCUUAUUUGUCGAUCCUUUAUCUUCUUUGAAUGUAUGGUUUAGGAGACCUAACUUAUCUCUUGCCAUAUUAUAUUGGAAACAGAAAGUCGUCAUAACGUAAUCUUCUUUCACUAUGGAAAACUGGAAUCAUCCUCCUGUCACAUUUGGAGUCAAUCUUAGGAAUGGUUGUUUAAGGUUCAGUAUCCUUAUAGAAGCUUUGUUCAAGCCAAACCUUCUCAUAUAGAGUUUAGAUGGACCAGAGAUUCUACCUCAAACGGUGCACCAGCAGAACCUCAGCAGAGACUGUAGCCAAUAUCGAAGAACUCCUUACUGAAAUCCUCUUGCGUGUUCCGGCCAGACCUCUGGUCCGCUUCAAAUGUGUCUCCAAGCAUUGGCUCUCUUUUAUCUCCGGGCCCGAAUUCUGUCACCGCCACUCCCUUCGUAACCCAAAACCUUCAGUCUCCGCGGUCUUUUCUAGUAGUUCAAUGUACUUUGGUUUUGUCCCUCUUGAUCUUAACCAUGAUCGUAAUGGAAACCAGUAUCUAUUCGAUUCUGCAGGGUCACCCAACUUCAAUCCUCUUAACUUCCUUCAACCCCUGCAUAGCACCAUGAUUAUCCAGUCCUGCAAUGGCCUUGUUUUAUGCACUCCGACCAAUACUAGUAAAGAUAAAUUCUAUCUUCUCAAUCCCACCACCAACCAGUUCUGCACUCUUAGUCUUCCAGCUGCUGCUGAUUCUGCUCAAGUGUUCGGUUACGCUUUGGCUUUCGACCCUUCCAAAUCACCUCAUUACAAGGUGGUCUUCCUUGAGACCAUUAACAUACCUGAAGGACGUGACUAUAGCCCUUAUUACCACAUACAUAUAUAUUCAUCUGAAAAUCGAAGUUGGAGACAUCUCAAUUCUAAUUUUGUUAGGCUGCCUAAUGUCAGCUACAAACAAGGGGUGUACUGCAAUGGCGCGGUUCAUUGGGUAGGUUUGGAUGAUGAGGUCGCGUACUAUCACAUAGAUGAUGAGUGUCUCAGACGUGUUCUUCCUCCUCCUCCUGAUAAAGAACCAUCUAGAAAGUCUAGAAAUUUUCAGGCGUCUCAUUGUGGCAGUCAUUUGCAACUUAUUGAUAUUUAUUAUGUAACUAGUUUGAUUCGAUUUGAGGUGUUGGAGAUGGGUUCAGAUUAUUCUGGUUGGUUUCUCAAGUACCAUCUUGAUUUUGAUCCCACAUUAGCUCCCUUGCCUUGUCUCAAAUCGCAUCGGUUUACUGUUCUUUUUCUUGCUCCCGAGGAAGUUGAAGGAGAGGAAAGUUUGUCUAUGUUUCUGCAUUAUGCUGGUAAAGUGAUCUCUUAUAAUUUCAAGAGUGCCAUCUUCAAAUCUUUUGAGUUACCUUCUAGGCCCGGUGUUGAUGAUUCCAGGCUACGAGUUUAUUACUGUGGUCAUCAGUAUAUGGAGACUUUGGCUUGUGUUUGAUUGUAAGUUAUGUAGAUUUGUUGUAAUCUCU